This is a messenger RNA of Indicator indicator, 1263 nucleotides long. It is a transcript of the gene TRIB2, whose product is annotated as tribbles pseudokinase 2. The transcript is spliced from 3 exons. Lineage: Eukaryota; Metazoa; Chordata; Aves; Piciformes; Indicatoridae. Bases 50 to 1081 code for a protein of 343 amino acids. The record is from RefSeq and is a predicted model, not a curated record. Gene Ontology annotation, molecular function: mitogen-activated protein kinase kinase binding; protein kinase activity; ATP binding. Gene Ontology annotation, biological process: positive regulation of proteasomal ubiquitin-dependent protein catabolic process; regulation of MAP kinase activity; protein phosphorylation. Gene Ontology annotation, cellular component: nucleus.
UCCACGCCAGGGCUCCGGUACAGCGUCUCGGCUGGUCUUCUCCAUACUCAUGAACAUACAAAGGUCAACCCCUAUCACGAUAGCACGAUAUGGGAGACCGCGGAAUAAAACCCAGGAUUUUGAGGAGCUCUCGUCCAUACGGUCCAUCGAGCCAAGCCAGAGUUUUAGCCCGAAUCUAGGCUCGCCGAGCCCACCGGAGACCCCGAACUUGUCGCAUUGCGUUUCUUGCAUCGGGAAAUACUUAUUGUUGGAGCCUCUCGAGGGAGACCACGUUUUCCGAGCCGUACAUCUGCACAGUGGCGAGGAGCUGGUUUGCAAGGUGUUUGAUAUUGGCUGCUACCAGGAGUUAUUAGCACCAUGUUUUUGUCUGCCUGCACAUAAAAAUAUCAACCAAAUUACUGAAAUAAUUCUUGGUGAGACAAAAGCGUAUGUGUUUUUUGAAAGGAGCUAUGGGGACAUGCAUUCAUUUGUUCGUACCUGCAAGAAGCUUAAAGAAGAGGAGGCAGCCAAACUCUUCUAUCAAAUAGCUUCUGCUGUUGCACACUGCCAUGAUGGUGGACUGGUACUGCGAGAUCUCAAGCUGCGAAAGUUUAUUUUCAAAGAUGAAGAAAGGACUAGAGUGAAAUUGGAAAGCUUAGAAGAUGCAUAUAUUUUAAGAGGAAAUGAUGACUCUCUUUCUGAUAAACAUGGAUGCCCAGCUUAUGUGAGUCCAGAGAUCUUGAACACAAAUGGCAGCUACUCUGGCAAAGCAGCGGACGUAUGGAGUCUAGGUGUCAUGCUUUAUACCAUGCUAGUUGGACGCUAUCCUUUCCAUGACAUUGAGCCUAGUUCCCUCUUCAGCAAGAUUCGUCGUGGGCAGUUUAACAUUCCAGAAACUCUAUCCCCCAAGGCAAAAUGCCUCAUACGUAGCAUACUGCGUCGGGAGCCAUCGGAAAGGCUGACUUCACAGGAAAUUCUGGACCAUCCAUGGUUUUCUACAGAUUUUAAUGUAUCGAAUUCAGGAUAUGGUGCUAAGGAAGUAUCAGAUCAGCUGGUGCCUGAUGUCAACAUGGAAGAAGACUUGGACCCAUUCUUUAACUGAGCACAAAGACUGGUGUUCAGAAGGUACACAACCUGGAGCUGGACACAUGAAGGAGCCCUUCCUGACCGUGUUAAAUCACAUCCUGCAUCAGCCUAGCUUGGUAGCAAAAGACACUCAAGAGGUCCUCAGAUUGAGAAGGAACCUCCACAAGGAGCUAAUAUAACAAAUGUAGCAUGGGGACA